Molecule: messenger RNA, 5876 nt
Organism: Hypanus sabinus (Atlantic stingray)
Lineage: Eukaryota; Metazoa; Chordata; Chondrichthyes; Myliobatiformes; Dasyatidae
Gene: cped1
Product: cadherin-like and PC-esterase domain containing 1
Exons: 21
Coding region: 458-3271 (937 amino acids)
Biological process (GO): protein modification process
Source: RefSeq, a predicted model, not a curated record
UGAUUUAAUACAUUUUUAUCAGCUGCUGGAAUAUGAAGCUUCUUCCUGUCGUGGGCGUGAAUUCAGAAGUUUUCCAUUUAGAUUCAAUUGAAGAUUUACUUUGCCCUCCCCUCACUCUUACAGUUCGCUUCACUUAGAGGAGACUUUUAAAGCCGGGUGGGAGCUGGAACAGCCGCUGCUAUCGUUUCGAGUUAUGUUCUACAAGCCAAGUCGUGCGCCGGACGGGAUGAUGUGACCGAGCAGAAGCGACCGUUGUAUCUCUUGACGGGCAAUUGAUUGGAAGUGCCCCAGAAUUAGGUAGUGGCAAAUCCGAGGAGUAUCAGACUGACACACGACCGGGUUGCUGUAAGCCCUGGGGACACAAGCUUGACGUGAUCGGCGUGUUGCCGUGACUGUAAUUUCUUGAGCCGGUGCCAGUUAAAUGCAGUGAGGGUGGCUUGCGCCGAGAGCUGUCGACAUGUGUGCUCGCCUCGCCCUGGCACACUGUCGCCGGCUAAAAUGUUCUCAUUCUGUACUACUGGUGGUGGCGAUCGCAGUGUGCUUGGUUUACCCAUCGCUCACCGUCUUCCGACUCCGAGCAGGCAGCAUCAGUCCCCUUGAACUGAAGCAUAGCUCCUGGAAUAAGUCAACACAAGUCCCAAGAAACGGGCAGGAAUCUGACGGGAAUCCUAAAUGCAUUUCUGGACUCGCUGCACUUCGAAACCUGAUCGAGAUUGAACACAUACAAUCUAAUGCCUUCAACAUUCGCAAGAAAACUGUUGUGCUACGAGGAUAUAAUUCCAUUAGUUCAUCUGACCUUCGAUUAUAUCGGCAAAUUUUUGUCCAAUAUGGUUAUGAGCUUGUUCUACCAGCACAAGUUGGAGGAACCAGCUAUAAGGAAGGAUAUAAAGAAGCUGGAGCUGAACACUGGGACUUGUUGCUUUGUUUCACAUCAGAUGAACUUGAUGAUGACAGGUGCCUUCAAAAGGAAAUGUUUGAACAACUCCGACUCCAUCAGAAGGUAAACAAGAUACCAGGAUUAGAGAAUACCCUUUGCAGAAAAGAUGGCUUUUGUGAAAUUAUGAAGACUGCCCAAAGCCUACCAGCUCCUCAACCUUUGGCUGUCUCACCUUUGUGCUUUGACCAUUAUGUGGGCUUGGAAGCUACUAGCAACCAGAUCAGGGCUGAAGAUACGAAUCCUCACCAAGGAUAUACCUCUUCUCUGAAGCUUCAAAGACCAAACAAUCACAUUGACAUGAAACGAUAUUAUGCUUUUUCAGAAAAUGCUCUCUGGGGAAAGCAGCAAGGUGUUCCAAUAGAAGGCCUUUCAGCAAUUCUCAAAGUCUAUGUUUUGGUGACCUCACUGUCUCCACUACGAGCAUUCAUUCAUUCAACUGGACUUGUCCAGGGUGAACCCAAUAAGAAGUUCUUUGUUACCAAGCUUCUGGAAUAUUUUGAAAAGUACUUUGGAACAGCUGCUUCUGCACAGGCCUUUGAGAACAUGAAGGAGCAAAUCACACAACUAUUACUGAUAGCGGAAGUGAAUAUUGAAUUUUCCCCUAGCAGUCAAGGAACAUCAGAAAGAUGUUGUUCGUGUUUUCAGCUAUUGGCCUUUGAUCUUAGCUUUGGUUCAUCUCUCUAUCCAGUGAUUGUUGAGGUACACCAACAGCCUGUCUUUGAAGCGGAUGAUAACAUAGCUUUUGCAGAUCGCAUCACCAAAGAUUUCCUGCUGGAAGAUACUUUCAGGCUGCUAUUAUCUGGUGCAUCUGUAGUAAGUGAACUAUACGAAGCUUUAGAAAAUGUACAUCAAUCUGCAAGAUUGAAGAGUAACAGCUGGCUCCAGAAACGUGAACUUUGUCUGAGUGCAAGAGAUGUAACAGUCAUUAGUCACUUUCAAAUGGAAUUCAAGAGCCAAGGGAAGUUUCAGUUGCUUUAUCCAUCUAGUAAUCCAGAUUAUCAAAGGAUAUUAUAUGCAUUAUAUCGCAAGUUUGAUAGCACAGCCAGGACAAGAUCUAUUCGAGGGAUGCAUCUACUUCUUUCAGAGCUGCAAGAACAAUUCCAAGCUCUUCAUCUGAGGAACAGUUUGAAUGACUUCAAAUGGGAACCAUUCCAGACUAUACCACCUCAUACGUUUGUAAAGACUGGCAACACCAAAAUCGGUCAGAAUAAACCAAACAAUUGCAGCACAGCCAAACAUACCCUGACAUACAUCUCUUGGGUCCUUACUAGACCACAGUUGAAACUGAAUCCCACUUUUACACCAAAGAUCAGAGUGUACUAUUCGGAGGUCCCAUUUGAUGUGGCAAUGAUAAAGAUAAAAGCCCAGGCAGCCAACUGCCACUGUCAGGUACAUCUGGAUGAGAAAAAGGGAUCCAGUUUCGCAAACUAUCCUCUUGGCCUUGGAAACAACAGGAUCCACAUUCUGGUGUCAGACGAGUCUCGCGCCAAACCUGCUAUUGUAGCAACAUACACCGUCAAUGUGUACCGCCACAGCCGCCCCAGUCUGCCUGUACUUGAUGAAAGUAUCAUGUGCAGUUUUUUGCAGGACUGUGGGUUGAUAAUCCAGCCUGAUAAACCUUGUGGCCUGCAGCCAGUGUCAAAUGGUUCCCUCUCAACAGUUGUUCAGAGGCAGAUUGAAACCUGCAAAACAGGGGAUGCCAAAGGGCAAUGGUUUGUUCCUUGUUUGAGCUGUUCAGACAACCGGACCUGUGACUGGCAGAGGGCAAGGUGGCAGCCAGACGGCUGUAAACACCUUUCACCAACAAAAAGGCAGCUUCAGCGGUGUAUGAGUGGAAGGAAGGUUCUUUUUAUUGGAGAUUCAACCAAUAGGGGAAUGAUGUACUACCUUAUGGAAGAAGUGAAUGAAACUCUUCAGGAGUGGGACAAAGCUCAUGACAGUAAAUUCUAUUACAAUUUAAAUGGAGGGCAGUCAUUCACUAGUUAUGUGUACUAUCCUCAGUUCUGGCUGAGUUUAGAUCAGAGACCAACAUUUGAAAAGGCUUUGGAGCAACUCAUUCAAAGGUCGCAUCCCUUAGAAAACAAUGAUCAGACAGUCCUGGUCGUAGGUGGUGUGCAAUGGUUAAACAAACGUCAUCUGGACAUCAUACAGAAGGUUUUACAAAGACAGAAUCUUUUGAAUAUUCUGGUAAUCAUAAAAUCUAUAGGAAUGGGAUUUCACCUGCCAGUGGAUGGAAUCCGAUCUUUGUCUUUGAUUACUGCAUCCUUUGAAAGACUUUGGGACAUAAUGGGAAUCAUCUUCAACCUUGAACAAACUCACCCACUGAGCAUCUAGAGCUGCCCAAGGUGAAGAACUCCUUGACCAUCUGCUUAAAGAAAUUUAUCCCCACCUCCAUCUCCAGUGGCACAUUCCUUAUUCUGAGACUCUACCCUAUAACUUCUAGACUCACUGAAAUGUUCUGUUUCUGACUUUCAUAUAUUGUUUGAAAAUGAAGGAGAUAUAGAAGUACUAUAUAAUAGCUUUAUAAUAAGAGCGGCACACACAAAGUGCUGGAGGAACUCAGUAGCUCAUUCAAUAUCUAUGGAAAGGAGUUAAACAGUUUGGCAUUUGGGCAAAGAUUCUUCUUCAAGUCUCUUGUAAUAAAGUAUUGUGCUAGCCUUCAAUGGAUCAGAAAUCCAUAUACUUGAUUUCUUAUCUUCCAAAAUUUCCCUGCAUCUUUGAAAGGAGAAGAUCUUGGUCUUUUUGUCUUUAAAUUCCAGCUAUAAGAUCCUUGUCAUAGCAAAUUUCAAAAGACAGUAUGUGUACAGCACUGGAAUGCUAGCAUAAGUUUUGCAUUCAAGUACCUUUUUUUUUUACAAGAACUGGGCCCAUAAACUUCAAGCAGUGUGAGAGUGCAGUGAGCUAAGCAAAGCUGACAUCUACUGUAUCCAAUCUCAGCUACAGUCUAUGGAAGAAUGCCAAAAGAAGCCAGCCAUUCCCCAGGCUUUUUGCUGUGUUCUUCUGAGGUACUCCAUAACAGCAUUGGCAUAAAUCUGGAAAUUGUUUACUUGUUUACCUUUAAUUCAUAACUGAGUGCAGAAACAACACAAAAGUAACACAGUGAUCCUUAAUACCACAAGAUUAGAACAAUUAUCAACAAAAUCACAUUUACCAAAUAAAGUGCUUGUUUUUUAUCAACUAUAUUAUACUGUAAACCAACUUACUUUGAGCCAAUAACCAACCAUCAAAAUUAGAUAUUGCCGCUCAUUCAACUUGAGAUUCAUCAACUCUUCCAUUUAAUUUUUUUUAAACAUUAUUUAGAGAUGCAAUGCAGAAAAGGCUCCUCAGGCCCAAUUAGCCACACUGCCUAGCAACCCACUUGUUUAACCCUAGCUUAAUCACAGGACAAUUUACAAUGACCGAUUAACCUACCAAAUGGUACAUCUUUGGACUGUGAGAGGAAACCAGAAGAAAUCCAAGCUACAACAACACAAAAUGCUGGGGGAAUUCAGCAGGCCAGGUAGUAUCUAUGGAAAAGAGUACAGUCGAGACCCUCCACCAGUUCUGAAUCUCCAAGCAUCUGUAGAUUUUCUUGUUUGCCAGAAGAAAUCCAAGCACUUACAGAAAGAACGUACAAAUUUUCUUAGAGAACACCAGAAUUGAACUCUGAACUCUGAUGCCCGGAACGGCAAUAGCGUCGUGCUAUGUUACCAUGGCACCUUUUACUUAGUACUUCAGUUCAGUACUGCCAUUUGCCUAAUGCAAGUUCAUAUCAACUCUUUUGAUGUUAACAACACUUCAUUGAAUAUUUCCUCACAUUUGUGACUUGAAAAAACAUUAGUGAAGCUGAAUAUUUGGUUUUAUAAUAGUUUUGCUUUCAAUGACUUGAUGCAAAUAGAUUAAAUGUGUGCAUUAUUUAUUUAUUAUUGAGACCUCUGAGACAUUUACAAUAGGAGUGGAAUGUUCAUUGUCUAGUAGCCAGCUACAGGAUAUAUAGUUAGAAAUUUGGGAGCAAUUUCAAAAUCAUCUGCUUUACCAUUUUGUGUUUUCUCUCUAAGAUCAAUAUCAGGGAGUUGAAGUCUCAAUUCUGAGUUAUCAAAAAGAUCCUUUAUUUAUAUUCUCCUUGGUAAGGAAGAAAACAGAAAUCUAUUCUUUUCUAAAUUAAAAUUACCCAAAUACUGGAAUGUGAAAUCCUUGCAACAGCAAACCAACCAGCUACAUCUAUUUUUUAUAUGGAAUAAAACAAGAACACCGGAAACACUGAGCAUGUCAAGCCGAAUUGUGAGAAGAGAAUCAGAAUUAACUUUCAGAUAGGUUCCGAAUGCUGACUGAAAACUCAAGAGGCUGCUGAUGCCGGAAUCUGGCUUGAAAUUCAGACUGGUUCUUUUGUUGAAGAUGCUACCUGACCUGCUCAGUGUUUGCAGCAUUUUCUGUUUUUAUUUCAGAUAUCCAGCAUCUGCAGGAUUUCAAAUAUCACAACUUCCAUUGUUUAACAAAUAACCAGUAUCAAAAAUCUGAUUUAUGGUUAGUGACAUCUGCUUUUUUCUUGAUCUACUACAUAGCAAGUAACCUCCAAGGUGGUUGAAAUGCAUGCACUUUCAAAAUGAAAUGAGCAAGAUGCUGUAUUGAUUUGCUUCUGACUAUGCCUAACAAGGUGUACAGAAACAUGCAAAUGAAUUUGCAAUACUGCUUGAAAGCGCCCAUGGAUUAUCUUUGCAAUUCCACUAAUGUUGUUAAUCAGAGUUGCCUAUGUGUUAUUAGCAGUGACACAUUGAAACAGAUGGGUGCCUUCUGCCAAGUUGGAAUUGGACUCAUGUUUUAUUACUCUGUGAAUCCUUGAAUAUAUUUGAUACACAAACCAUGACUCCUUGAAUAUACUUGAUACAUAAAACCCUUAUGGAGGCAUAAUGCCAUUUAUUUGUAAGUACCUGCCACUCAUCUACUGUAGCCAGGUUCAUCA